Myotis brandtii (Brandt's bat) is the source of this 528-nucleotide messenger RNA. RefSeq names its product centrin, EF-hand protein, 1 (gene CETN1). The coding region runs from base 10 to 528 and encodes 172 amino acids. Lineage: Eukaryota; Metazoa; Chordata; Mammalia; Chiroptera; Vespertilionidae. The transcript has a single exon. Gene Ontology annotation, cellular component: centriole; centrosome. Gene Ontology annotation, molecular function: calcium ion binding. Gene Ontology annotation, biological process: mitotic cell cycle; centriole replication; nucleotide-excision repair. The record is from RefSeq and is a predicted model, not a curated record.
GGAUGGACGAUGGCUUCCAGCGUUAGGAAGCCAAGUGUGGCCUCUACCAGCCAGAAGAAAAAGGCGGGCCCGAAGCCCGAGCUCACUGAAGACCAGAAGCAAGAAGUUCGUGAAGCGUUUGACCUCUUCGAUGCCGAUGGGAGUGGGACCAUCGACGUGAAGGAGCUGAAGGUGGCCAUGAGAGCGCUGGGCUUCGAGCCCAAGAAGGAAGAGAUGAAGAAGAUGGUCUCCGAGGUGGACAAGGAAGGCACCGGGAGAAUCAGCUUCGACGACUUCUUGGCCGUGAUGACGCAAAAGAUGGCCGAGAAAGACACCAAAGAAGAAAUUCUGAGGGCGUUCCGGCUCUUUGACGAUGAUGAAACCGGGAAGAUCUCUUUCAGAAACCUGAAGCGCGUGGCCAACGAGCUGGGGGAAAACCUCAACGACGAGGAGCUGCAGGAAAUGAUCAACGAAGCGGACCGGGAUGGAGACGGCGAAGUGAACGAGGAAGAGUUCCUUCGCAUCAUGCAGAAGACCAACCUCUAUUAA